UACUUUUAAAUGCUGGUUUUAAUGACAUUGACAUUGCGUCCAACUCACUUGUAGCAAAAGUAAUCUGGGCGAUCGUCCCCAUGGAGGUCGGCCCGCCGAGACGCAUCACUCUGCGGGCGGCGUUGAACACGUACAGCCCGGACAGGAUCAAGCCACCGCCGCAGACGAGUCGACAGCUCCAGCAGCUCUUAAACGUCUGCAUGGACUUCGACAUUGGGACAUGUUCUCCUCCUGCCGGUGCCUCGGGGUUCGCCAUCUUGCUGCGGUAUCUGUGCUAAAGCUAACAGCUAAGGCGCGCGGAAACGUCUAAUAGCGUAAACGACAGCUGCUUAAAGGCUGCGCGGAGUGUACAACACGCAGCAAGAACACGUAUGGAAUAUAUAUUCCACUUGUCUCAUGUUUUUCGACGAGGCACAUUUGUUCCAAUUCUAACUCAUUCUCAGGUGGGUCUAUUUGUUGCUAAAGUUGCUAAAUGACGGAGACGUCGCCGUUGCGUGAUGACGUCACGGCGCAAUGACCAUUGGAUUACUAUGUUUCUCAUCACAUUUUUACUUGUAAAAAUAGUAGAAAACAACACGUUAGAUUUGUUCAUAUUUAUUCUUUAUGUUCGUAUCCGUAUUUCUGUUUAAACGUAUCAAGUACAUUUAGCAACUUACAAGGAGCUUUUGCAACUAAGCGGGCAGUAAAAAUGUUUCUUUUUAAGGGAAAGUGCGUGCGUUUUAGUGUUUGAGUUUUCUAACGUGUUUAAAAUUAGCUACAUUUGCUUCUAUGUGGCUUUUUGGUGAAAAAGUUGCUAAAAACAGAACGACUCGAAGUACAUUAUACUUCCGGGUUAAGUUAGGCGUCUUUCCUCUAUGACCUUUUCAAAAUAUGUUUUUGUUGUUGACACUAAACGUAAAAUGGUUGUACGUUUUCGCCCGCACAACUUUAUACAUUAACUGUAAUUCCCGAGAGGACUUCUGACCUCUCGGCUGCACUACUCGAUGUCAGUGUUAAUUCAAUGAGCAACGCAAACCGUUAGCAUGUUGCUGUAUGUUGCUUUUUUGGUCGCUUGGGCGUCCACGUUCGGCUUUGGUCAAGCCGAGGUGGCAUCUUGGGACUCCACAUAUGUCGCCGCUGUAUACGAACACCGCGUGAUCCUGAAUCCGGACCCCCAUAUCCCACUUUCUCGGCUGGAUGCCCUCCAACACAUGCGCAAAAAUCUUGCCGUAUACGAGGAGCAAGCGGCCCUGGCUGCCCGCCAGGGUGCCCAAAUCGUAGUGUUUCCAGAAGAUGGUCUUCAGGGUUUCAACUUCAGCCGUUUGUCCAUUUCUGGCUACUUGGAGACCAUUCCUGACCCCCAAGAGGAUACGUGGAACCCAUGCAUGGAACCAGGAAGGUUUAAUAAUACAGAGGUUCAGCAGCAGUUGAGCUGCAUGGCUCGCCGCCACAACCUUUACGUGGUGGCCAACAUGGCCGACGUGCAGCCCUGCCCCCUGAAGACAGAACCCACCUCUUCUUGUCCCACAGACGGACGCUGGCAGUUCAACGCCAACGUGGUUUUCAGGUCCGAUGGACUGUUGGUGGCACGCUACCAUAAGCAGAAUCUUUAUUUUGAGGAAGCAUUUGACACUCCGCCACAGCCAGAGAUCAUCAGUUUUGAGACCCCCUUUGCUGGGAGGUUUGGUCUUAUCACCUGCUUUGACAUCCUCUUCUACGAGCCCAAGGUCACCCUGCUGGAGAGGGGUGUGCGUCAGCUGAUCUUCCCCACGGCUUGGAUGAACCAGCUGCCCCUCCUGGACACCAUCCAGUUCCAGCGGGCGUUCAGCCUGGGCGCCGACGUGACGCUGCUCGCCGCCAACAUUCGCAGCGACCGACUCAUCAUGACAGGAAGUGGUAUCUACACUCCUUUUGCGGCCACCUACCACCACGCGCAGACCGGAGACCCCGAGGAGGGCCGCCUGCUGGUGGCCAGGAUCCCCGUGUUGGGCGUGGCCGCAGAAUAUGGCAGAGUCAAAGAGACUGCCACAGAUUCAGGAUACUGUCACCAUGAUGACGCUCCACUGCCCUCUUCCACAUUCACCUCCACCAUGAUGUAUGAUCCAUUCAAAUUUGCCUUGCUUAACGGCACAGAAGGCAACCUUAUGGUGUGCGACGGCGCUUUCUGUUGCCGCUUGCAGUUCCAGCGUUCUCCGCAGAGCAAAAGUGAUGAGCUCUACGCACUGGGAGCUUUUGCCGGAACACACAGGGUCAACGGACGUUAUGCUGUGCAGGUGUGUGCAGUGGUCCGUUGCGCAGGUUCCGAAGCCAGCUCCUGUGGACAGGAAGUCGAAGAGGCGGAGACUAAAUUAGACUUUGUUCUGGAGGGAGGGUUUGGGAGCAAAUAUGUGUACCCGUCAGUGCUGGUGAGCCGUUACAUCCUGGAGCAGCCAGAACAUGUGGAGAAAAACACAGAUGGAAGGGUGACCAUGAAACAUUCAAACACGACAGGCGGGCUGGUCACGGCAUGCUUGUACGGACGCCUCUAUCACCUGGACAAUGAAUGACCCAUUGUGAGUUUGUCAGGGGAUGGCAAAACACAUUAAACAUGCACUUGACUGAAACUAGUAAGAGGAAUACUGUCUUAAAAUUAUGAAGUAAAUAAAAACUAAUCUUUUUUUUUUUUUUUUUUUUAACUUCCUCUUUACAAACAUUGCACUAAAUAAUUUUCACUUCAGGAAAUGUGCUUGUUCCUGAAAAGGCAAUAUUUAAUCAUGAUGCACUCACGCACUUACUCAAACAUCAAGUAGUUGGGCUGCUGAUUCCACACCAAUCCUUCAUAAAAAGAGGUUCCAUCCACUCCCUGUUUCAGGUAUUCUUGUUCCUCUGUUCAUACAAGGGUUCAUUAAGAACCUCCUAGUGGUUCAUCACGAUCACUGUCUACCGGGUCCCAUUUAGAAUAUCCAAGUUUUUGGUUCCUUAGUCCUCUGAGCUUCCCUUCACAAAAACAUCUUGUAUAGUAUUGAAGGUUUCCAUAAUAGCGAUGUGAAAGUGGCGGUACUAAGGGGUGGAUUAAAUCAGGUAAGUCCCCACUAAAGGACCAAGUACCAAAUGCACGGCCCGCCACUGGCUAUGAGAGAGGGUGUCUCAAAGAAAUGUAGUGUACUGUAUUUUUGAGAGAAUAAGCAUUGCAUUAUUUAAA
Molecule: messenger RNA, 3160 nt
Organism: Phycodurus eques (leafy seadragon)
Lineage: Eukaryota; Metazoa; Chordata; Actinopteri; Syngnathiformes; Syngnathidae
Gene: btd
Product: biotinidase
Exons: 6
Coding region: 1023-2525 (500 amino acids)
Molecular function (GO): hydrolase activity, acting on carbon-nitrogen (but not peptide) bonds, in linear amides
Source: RefSeq, a predicted model, not a curated record